AUGACUGUUAAGCAGCUUCCGUUGAUUGUUCUACUGUUUAUCUCGUUGAAUAAUCUUGAUGUACUAUCUUUGUCAACAGUUACUUUCGAUGAAUUUUUUAACUACACGGCCUUUUCUUCCAUAACUCUUUCACCGAAAAUUGAUCAAUCGAUUCUUAUUCAGACGACACGUCAUGUUUGGGAAGAGAAUAUUAAUGAAGAACAUCUCUAUCUCUUCAAAUUACAAGAUAAUUCGAAAACAUUGAUAACAAAGCAAGCAAGUAGUUUUCAACCACGAUGGAAAGACAAUCUGAUUGCAUUAAUACUUGCUGAUAGUUCAACAAAACCAAACCAAACAAAUCAAUCGCAAUAUAUUCAUCUAUACUCACUUCGCACAAAUGAAAUGAUUCCGAUUUCGAUAGGUACAGAACAUGUUCAUACAUUUAUUUGGUCAACAACAUCAAUGAGUCUAUAUUUCGCUACUCGUACUCCUCAAUCGACAGAUGCUCGAUCAGCGCAUGAAAACGAAUGGAAAGAUGUGAUCGACUAUCGUGAGCAACAUCGAGGUGAUACAAUCUAUCGAGCUGAUAUUGAAAACAUGACCAUCGUGAAAAUCGAGCCUUUAGUGAACAUAUCCUAUUCGGUGCAUGAAAUGAUUUGUUCACCUGAUGGUCGACAGUUAGUCUAUUCAACAGAGCCAGCAUCAUCACAGAUGGAAAAUAUGGCAGAUAACGAACUGUACUCUUUGGAUUUAAGUAAACCAUCGCCAUUAAUUCCAGUUCGAUUGACGAAUAAUUCUGCAGUGGAAAGAAAUUUAAAAUGGUCAGCGGAUGGAUCGAUAUUUUUUACAGUGAUAUCCGAAGGAUCUGUUGAUGGUGAAUACGAAGAGAUGCAAGGACGGUUGUACAGUUUAAAUCCAAAUAACGGUCGAAUUCAACAUUGGGCAAGUCAAUUCACCGGAGAAAUAUCAAGUUAUGUUUUAUUACAAGGUGAACGACAGGGUGUUGCAUUUUUAGGUCAAUUGAGUACAGAGGUUCAGAUCUACCACCAACAAUCGAUUGACGCUGCAGUUAAUAAACUGAUGGGUUGGAAUGGAACUUAUGAAAAGAUUGUUACUUUUCCUGGAGAUAACAGUUCAGCGAUUGCAUUCAUUCAUUCAUCUUUUGAAAAACCUCAAGAAGUUUAUUUUGUUGAUCGAAUGGAUCAAUUAAAUGUCGCACGACAAAUAACUAAUGAAAAUCAAUUAUUCACUGAACGAAAUCUUCCCAAAGGAAAGCCGUAUCGAUGGACGAAUAAAGACGAUGGAACUGAAAUUGAAGGCAUCCUUUUAUAUCCACCAGACAAAUUUGAACAGAAAAACCUGCCAUUAUACGUUCUCAUUCACGGUGGUCCACAUGGUGCCGAUGUUAACACCUUCCAACCCGAUUGGUAUUUUUGCGCACCGAUGAUUGCGACAGAAGGAUGGCUCGUAUUUGAACCAAACUAUCGUGGCUCGACGGGAUAUGGCGAUGAAUUUCUGCAAGGCGUACGAUUUCAAAUCGUUUCUCGACCAGCGAGAGAUAUUCUCUUUGGUGUUGAUGCGUUAAUUCACGAUGGAAUUGCAGAUCCAAAACGAUUGACGGUUGGUGGAUACAGUUAUGGUGCUUAUUUGACAAAUUGGAUUAUCACGCAAACAACUCGAUUCAACGCGGCUGUGUCAGGCGCUGGUGCAUCGGAACAUGUGGCUGAUUGGGGGUUGACAGAUAUACCUUACACUAAUGUUUAUAUGUUCGGCGGUUAUCCAUGGCAAGUACCACAUUUGUAUCAAGCAGAAGCAGCAAUCCUUCGCAUGGAUAAAGUUCGUACACCGACACUGAUCAUUGUUCCUGCUAAUGACAUUCGUGUGGCUGCAUCCGAAAAUUACAUUUUAGAGCGAGGAUUGCAUAGCCGUAAUGUUCCAUCAAAAAUGAUUAUUUUGCCAGGUGAAACUCAUGGUAUUCCCAAUAAUCCAUGGCAUGGAAAAAUCAAACGCGGAGUUGCACGACGUGGAACUGCUUGGACAAAUGGAAUAGUUCCAUACGAAUUUGAUUCCGACAUUAUACCCUGGCUGCAAGAACUUGUCAUAUCUGUCAUGCAGAAAAUGGAACGUUUGACUGCUAUCGAGAAUGUUGCUUGUGUUCAAUUUCGACCGAAACUUCCUAACGACCAAUAUUAUAUUCAAAUUGUUCAAGAGUUGGAUUGUUUUCCAUAUGAAAGUGAACAAUACCGUCUUUUAUCUACCUGUAGUAUUAUUAUAGCAAAUCGACACAAUUUUGACAAAUAUAAUGACACAUUUGUGGAUACUUUGAAUACAUCAUAUGAUUAUUCAUCUAUAAUGCAUUAUGAAAGAGAUGCAUUUUCUUGGAAUCGUCUUCCAACCAUCGAACCACUACAAGCGAAUGUCACCAUUGGUCAACGUGAUAAUAUGAGUUCAACUGAUAUUCAUGAAGUUCAAUUAUUAUACAACUGUUCAGCUAUUGGUGUGACCCUACCUGAAAUAACUACUACGACACCACAGAGCCAAUAUUCAGUAAAUACAACUGUACUAUCAGCGUGGACAACAAACAGUCGAAAGUAUAUUCGGCGCAGUGCUUCGACAACACACACUUACUAUGAAGCAUAUCGAGUUACUGUGUCAAUCAACGGCUGCUAUAUAUUUACAAGUAGCAGUCAAGUUGAUACUUAUGGCUAUUUAUAUUCGGAUAGUUUUUCUCCUAUCGAUACCAGACAGAAUUUGAUUAUAGAAAAUGAUGAUGAUGGCGGAAAUGGCCAAUUCCAAUUUGAAACUACUCUUGAAACCAAUCGCACGUAUAUUCUGGUUGCUACAACAUAUCGAGAAAAUAUCACUGGAGAAUAUCGCCUCAUUAUUUCUGGUUUAACAAGUGUGAAUAUUAUUCUCAUUGACAAUGCAUCGACAACACUGGUUUCUAGUACCACAACUAAUGAAUAUACUAUAACAUCUUCAAAAAAUGUUUUAUCAUGUUAUGAUGAUGAAUUAACUACCGACCUUGUGAUAUAUAACCGAGAGAACAUCUUCGGCACCUAUUACUACAACGCAAUUCAAAUCAAUGUGCCCAUUAGUGAUAACUAUGUUCUCACAAGUUCUAGCGUAGUCGAUACUUACGGUUAUCUGUACAUGAAUUCUUUCAAUCCACAAGAUAUGUCUUCCAAUCUCCUUGCCAAAGAUGAUAACAAUGGUGGUAAUAAACAGUUCUCAAUAUCAUAUAAACUAUACUCCAGUAUCACUUAUAUUUUAAUUACUACGACGUACAUUUCUAAUGUGACAGGGAAUUUUCGCAUAGAAGUACGUGGUCCUGCCGAAGUUACCUUUAGUGCUCUCAAGCAAAGUUCUUCGACUACUCGACCCACAUCAUCUCCAAGUCCUAGUUGUGGUGAGUCUUCUUGUUAG
Messenger RNA from Adineta ricciae, 3405 nucleotides. NCBI's taxonomy places the organism in Eukaryota, Metazoa, Rotifera, Eurotatoria, Adinetida, Adinetidae. The record is from the annotation of a GenBank genome assembly.